AUGGCCGGAAGUGGUGUGCCUCCGUCUCAUCUGAAAAGGCGGGUGGAGGGAUCCGUGGGUGGGCCCAGGGUUUAUCUUGAAAUUGAGGUGCGCGCUAAUAAGUACCAGACCCUCGUUGAAUACACUUUUUCCUGUCAUAGCACGGUGUCGGAGACAACCAUUGAUGAAAAACCCCUCCGCAAUAGCCUAAGGAGAUUUGCGGCGGCUGCGGGCUAUCCGUUAGUUGGAUGCGGUUCUGGCCGGGGCGCCGUAUCCACAAGGGAAUCACAGGUAUAUUGUAAUUCGGAAAGAAUGAAGGAUGACUCAGCUACAAUUUCGCGUAAUGCGUGGGCAGACUUGGAGAUUCAGCGAAGACUUCAUAGAAAAUGCUCGGAGCAUGGACGACUGUUCGACCACUGCAAGAGAUAUCGCUAA
Molecule: messenger RNA, 414 nt
Organism: Protopolystoma xenopodis
Lineage: Eukaryota; Metazoa; Platyhelminthes; Monogenea; Polystomatidea; Polystomatidae
Source: the annotation of a GenBank genome assembly